AUGAGCACACCACGACAACAAUUUGAAUUGUUGAAAAAGAGUUCUCUCUUUUUUGAUUCUUCUUUUAUAUCAUUUGACCCUGAGAAGAGUUUGAUUGGGGUUGGUUCUGUUGGUUCUGUAUAUCGUGCACAAUUCAGUGGGAAGACAGUUUGUGUGAAAGUUUUUGACCACAAACCAAAACUUGAUGCUCAAGACUUUUUGAAAGAUAUUGAGUUUUUGUCUGGAUUGAACCACAAUAAUAUAGUACUUUAUAUGGGGUUUUCUUUGAUAGAAAAUGUGUUUGCUGUAAUAACUGAAUAUGUUGAGUUGACUCUUGAAAAUGUUAUAGCAGGUAAAACAGAGCAAGUUCUUAGUCUAAUCCAGAAAGUUGUUUUAUUCGAGCGUUGUUGUCUUGGCGUGCAAUGGUUACACAACAGAUUCAAUUUAAUUCACCGCAACAUCAAACCCUCGAACUUCCUCAUCCAACCAAAUUUAGACGUGAAAAUUUGCGACUUCAAAUUUGCAGAGUCUGCAAAACGUCCGACAAAAGAAUUUCGAGGAAGUUUAUUGUAUUGUGCGCCUGAAGUAUAUGAUGACCGGUAUGACAAAUCACUUGAUAUUUAUUCCCUUGGAAUGACGAUGUGGGAGCUCUUUUACUGUAAGAAUUUGUUAACCGAGUUCAUGAAGAAAACAAAAGAGCCCCUUCAAACUGUGUUUUGUACGUUAAUUAAAAAUGGUGUCCGCCCGACCCUCCCACGUAAAUUUAUGUGCAAAAAUUUUAAAAAAGCCGAAAACGAAAAAGAUGGACUCAAAAAGAAAGAACUUCAAAAUGAAAUUGAACGAGUGAAACUGUCUUAUAACACUAAAGUGCCAAAGAACGUUGAAAACAUAAUUGAGGAAUGUUGGACAACCGAUCCAAGUAAAAGACCAGACAUAAAUCAAUUGAUUAAAAUGCUCUCUGAUUUACGAAUUGUAUUUGUUGUGAGCUUCCACUCGGCUCUUAUGUGGUGGAACACGCACUUUGCGUUAGGAAAUUCUGCCGAUGAAGUUGUUCCCAUAAAAACUUUUGUGGAAAAUCUGUGUGACACGUUUGGUGUAAAAGAGCCAAGCACCAUAAAUCGGCUGAUUGAGUAUUUAAGCGAGAACAAUCAAGUGAAUUUGGAGCACUUCGGAUUUUUAAUUCGGUUGUUCGGCAAAUUUUAUAAGAAGAAGACACUCUUUGCUAAAAUGCUGAAGAUGUGUAAAGCAGAUUGGUACUAUCCAAAUUACAGUAGAGAAGAAUCUCAAGCUAAAUUGACGGGGUCUCUUGAUGGGACGUACUUAUUUAGAGUUUCUAAAAAGACACUCGACUAUCCUUUAGUACUUUCUCGAGUUGUUAAAGGGUCGAUAGUGCAUACGAGAGUUUCAUGUACAGAUCUUGGGGACAAAGGUGUAAUGUAUAAAUUGGAAACCAAAACCGGAAUCUACUCAGACAAUGAUUUGUGUCGAAUAGUUGAUGUAAUGACAAGUAUGAAUGUCUUAAAAGCGCCAUGUUCUAAAGAAGAGAACUACAACCCCUAUUCUUAG
This is a messenger RNA of Entamoeba invadens IP1, 1545 nucleotides long. Its product is annotated as serine-threonine protein kinase, putative. The transcript has a single exon. The record is from RefSeq and is a predicted model, not a curated record. Gene Ontology annotation, biological process: protein phosphorylation. Bases 1 to 1545 code for a protein of 514 amino acids. NCBI's taxonomy places the organism in Eukaryota, Evosea, Mastigamoebida, Endamoebidae. Gene Ontology annotation, molecular function: ATP binding; protein kinase activity.